GGGAACUAGCCACGAUGGCAGGGGAAGUGAUGGAAAAGCAAGAUAAUGAUAAAGAUGUAAGCGAAGGAAAGAAAAAGUUGUCUAGUUGGCUUAACAAAAGCAUGAAGGUCAGAAUGACAGAUGGGAGAACUCUUAUUGGGAUAUUCCUUUGUACAGACAAGGACAGAAAUGUUAUAUUAGGUUCAUGUGAAGAGUAUCUGAGGCCACCUGAGAGUAAAGAGAAAGAAGAGCCUCGUAUUUUGGGAUUAGCUAUGAUCCCUGGUCAUCAUGUUGUCAGCAUCUCAAUUGAUAAAUCCCAGCUUCAGGAUCAAGAUAUUCAGUGAGGGAUUACAGCUUGCUUGAGCUGGUACAAAGGCCAAAGCAGAGCUCCGUGCCCUGAAAUACUGAAAAGCGGACUCCAGUCACUCCACCAAAAACACUGACCAGUUAGUAAAAUUUCAGAUUUAAAAAAGUCCAUUUCAACAGUACUGCAUCCCGACAUCUGUGGUCAAUGAAUUGCACUAGUUAAAAAUUCAAUUUACAUAUGUUGUACAUCAUAUAAUAAAUUGUGAAGGAAAAUCACCA
Molecule: messenger RNA, 564 nt
Organism: Saccostrea cuccullata (small rock oyster)
Lineage: Eukaryota; Metazoa; Mollusca; Bivalvia; Ostreida; Ostreidae
Product: N-alpha-acetyltransferase 38, NatC auxiliary subunit-like
Exons: 4
Coding region: 15-323 (102 amino acids)
Cellular component (GO): NatC complex
Molecular function (GO): RNA binding
Source: RefSeq, a predicted model, not a curated record